Brassica oleracea var. oleracea is the source of this 1359-nucleotide messenger RNA. RefSeq names its product protein SRG1. Bases 35 to 1120 code for a protein of 361 amino acids. The transcript has 4 exons. NCBI's taxonomy places the organism in Eukaryota, Viridiplantae, Streptophyta, Magnoliopsida, Brassicales, Brassicaceae. The record is from RefSeq and is a predicted model, not a curated record.
AACUGUUUCCCAACACUGAAUUUAAAACUCAACAAUGGAGAAUGAGAAAGGUGAGAGUUCAAGUAUAUUCAAAAUGGGUAAUUCUGCACAGGAGAGGAGUUUACCGUAUGUGCCAGAUUGUUACGCUGUCCCACCUUCCUACGAGCCACGUGAUGCGCUCGAUUCAAAUUUUGAAAUCGUACCAACGAUCGAUAUUUCUCGCUUGAAAGGCAGCGAUGAUGAGCGUCGUGGGGUUAUUCAAGAGCUAAGUUCAGCAUGUCAGCUUUUCGGGUUUUUUCAAAUAGUGAACCAUGGAAUCAACCAGAACAUACUAGACGAUGCAUUGGAGGUUGCGCACGGCUUCUUCGAGCUGCCGGCGAAGGAGAAAAAGAAGUUUAUGUCGAACGAUGUGUAUGCACCGGUUCGGUACACUACGAGUAUCAAGGACGGUUUGGACAAGAUUCAGUUCUGGAGGAUAUUUCUGAAGCACUAUGCACAUCCACUUCACCGUUGGAUUCACCUCUGGCCUCAAAACCCACCCGAAUACAGGGAAAAAAUGGGAAAGUUUUGCGAAGAAGUGAGGAGUCUAUCUCUCGAGAUAAUGGGAGCGAUAACGGAGAGCCUAGGACUAGGAAGAGACUACCUGUCGUCCCGGAUGGACAAAAACGGCAUGCAAGUCAUGGCCGUCAACUGUUAUCCACCGUGUCCGGACCCUACGACGGCUCUAGGCCUGCCGCCGCAUUCAGACUACAGUUGCAUUACCAUCCUUCUACAAAACUUAACCGGUCUCGAGAUCUUUCAUCUGUCGGCUCACGGUGGCUCUGGCCGCUGGGUUCUUGUACCAGAAGUCAAAGGUGUACUCAAGGUCCAUAUCGGUGACCAUGUGGAAGUGCUAAGCAAUGGAUUAUACAAGAGCGUCAUUCACAAAGCUACUUUAAAUGAAGAGAAGACGAGAAUCUCCCUCGCGAGCUUGCAUAGUUUGGGUAUGGACGAUAAAAUGAGUGUACCGUACCAGUUGGUUAACAAUGAAAACCCGGCUCGGUACAGAGAGAGCAGCUUUAACGAUUUUCUUGCUUUUCUUGUCAAGAAUGACAUCUCUCAAGGGGAAAGGUUCAUUGACACUCUUAGAAUCAAGGACUGAUCGAGUUAAAAAAAAAAAAGGACUGAUCGAGUUAUAGCACGUUGGUCAAGUGUAACAGGAAGAAAGACUAGUUUGGUUUGCUACGCGAUCUAUAUAACACAGUUCAUGUCCUCGUUCCUUUAGCCUGUGUGAUAACGUGGACAUUAUAGAGAUCAGAGGCAUGCAAUAUAUAUAUAUGUGUGUGUUAAAUUGUAAUGCCAUAAAUGCUGUUUUAAUGAAAUCGAAGCAUUUCCUUCCCU